CCUACAGCGUCUCCCCCGCGUCCUCACUCUGGUGGCAGGAUUUUCGGUGUGCACCGCUGGAUCUCCUUGAGCUGAAUUGGCCCCUCUGCACUCACACACACCUCAGUUCACCAUGUCCAGGAAGGUUGUGAGGACCAGCAAGUUCCGUCACGUCUUUGGUCAGGCUGUGAAAGCUGACCAAUGCUACGAUGACAUCCGAAUCUCCCAGAUGACCUGGGACAGUUGCUUCUGCUCCGUCAACCCCAAGUUUGUGGCCAUGAUCGUGGACGCCAGCGGCGGAGGAGCCUUCAUGGUUCUGCCACUGAACAAGACGGGACGUAUUGACAUGUCUUACCCCACUGUGUGCGGCCACACAGGUCCCAUCCUGGACAUUGAGUUUUGUCCCCACAAUGACAACAUCAUUGCCAGCAGCUCUGAGGACUGCAGUGUCAUGAUCUGGGAGAUCCCAGACGGCGGACUGAUCACCUCUCUCACAGAUCCUGUCGUUAAGCUGGAAGGUCACUCCAAACGUGUUGGCAUCCUGAGCUGGCACCCAACUGCCCACAAUGUGCUGAUGAGUGCAGGCUGUGACAACGUGGUCAUCCUGUGGAACGUGGCUCGCGGGGAGGCAGUGGUGAGGAUCGACAGCGUUCACCAUGACCUCAUCUACAGCGCCUGCUGGAACAGGGACGGCUCCAAGAUUCUCACCACCUGCAAGGACAAGACCAUGCGUGUGCUGGACCCUCGCAAGGGCACUGUCCUCUCUGAGAAGGAGAAGCCUCAUGAGGGCUCCAGGCCUGUCAGGGCGGUGUUUGUGUCCAAUGACAAGAUCCUCAGCACGGGCUUCAGUCGCAUGAGCGAGAGGCAGGUGGCGCUGUGGGAUUCGGACUUCAAAGAGCCGCUGACCCUGCAGGAGCUGGACACCAGUAGCGGCGUCCUUCUCCCAUUUUUUGACCCAGACACUGGCGUCGUCUACCUCUGUGGCAAGGGCGACAGCAGUAUCCGCUACUUUGAGGUGACGGACGAAGCUCCUUAUGUCCAUUACCUGUCCAUGUACAGCAGCAAGGAGAGCCAGAAGGGAAUGGGAUACAUGCCCAAGAGAGGCUUGGAGGUCAACAAAUGUGAAAUUGCCAGAUUCUACAAACUCCACGAGAGGAAAUGUGAGCCCAUCGUCAUGACGGUGCCACGCAAGUCGGAUCUCUUCCAGGAGGAUCUGUACCCCGACACCAUCGGCCCGGAGCCUUCAGUUGAAGCUGACGACUGGUUUCAGGGAAAGAACGCCCCGCCCAUUCUGAUAUCUUUAAAAGACGGGUUUGUCGCCACCACCAAAGCUAAGGAGUUCAAAGUUCACAAGAGCCUCCUGAAGACCACAACUGCUGCUGCUGUGAGUCAACAGGACAACAGUGGGGAGGUUCAGUCCUUGAGGAAGGAGGUGAAGGACCUGAAAGCAGCGAUAGAUGAGCUGAUCAAGCGCGUGAGUGAGCUGGAGAGCAAGCAUUAAGGUUCAAUUAUCAGGGAAAAGAAUCAAGAAGCAGAGGAACAAAGAAAGUAUCAAAAAAGUAAGGGAGAGAUUAAGAGAUUAAGAUAACAGGUGUCGUUAAAUCUUUUUUUUUUUAGCUCAAAUUUGUUAAUUUAGUUUCAUCCACUUUUUUUAAAAAUUCCCAUUUUAAUAUAUGCUUUUGGUUUGAAAUAAAGUCUUCUGUAUUUCAAAAUAUGUA
This is a messenger RNA of Solea solea (common sole), 1697 nucleotides long. It is a transcript of the gene coro1a, whose product is annotated as coronin, actin binding protein, 1A. The record is from RefSeq and is a predicted model, not a curated record. Gene Ontology annotation, biological process: actin filament organization; cell migration. Gene Ontology annotation, molecular function: actin filament binding. The transcript has 11 exons. NCBI's taxonomy places the organism in Eukaryota, Metazoa, Chordata, Actinopteri, Pleuronectiformes, Soleidae. The coding region runs from base 113 to 1480 and encodes 455 amino acids.